Molecule: messenger RNA, 988 nt
Organism: Xenopus laevis (African clawed frog)
Lineage: Eukaryota; Metazoa; Chordata; Amphibia; Anura; Pipidae
Gene: cela3a.S
Product: chymotrypsin like elastase family member 3A S homeolog
Exons: 8
Coding region: 67-888 (273 amino acids)
Biological process (GO): proteolysis
Cellular component (GO): extracellular region
Molecular function (GO): serine-type endopeptidase activity; hydrolase activity; serine-type peptidase activity
Source: RefSeq, a predicted model, not a curated record
AAGGUUUAUGCUGAUAAAAGUCUGUAUAAAAGGCAUCAGCGCUGCAGAACUUUCCUUUCAAACAAGAUGUGGAGCUUGGUCUUCUCUGUUCUGCUGGUAUCUGGAGCCUAUGGAUGUGGGGUUCCCACUUAUGCUCCAUCUGCACGAGUGGUGAAUGGAGAAGAUGCCAAACCCUACAGUUGGCCUUGGCAAGUCUCACUGCAGAUUCUGAAAGACGGGGUAUUUGCUCACAAUUGUGGGGGGACCCUCGUUGCUGACAGAUGGCUUCUGACUGCCGCCCAUUGUAUCAACUUCUCUCGGACCAAUCGGGUGGUGGUGGGUGAGUUUGACCUUGAGAAGGAGGAAGGAGCGGAGCAGAUCUUUCCUGUUCCUGCAGAGGACAUGUUUGUGCACCCGUCAUGGAACCCCAGUUGUGUCGCAUGUGGGAACGACAUUGCCCUGGUCAGAUUGUCUCACCCUGUGCAGAUAAGUGAUAAGGUUCAGCUAAGCUGCCUCCCCCCCGCCGGGGAACUGCUCCCCAACAAUUACCCCUGUUAUGCCAGCGGCUGGGGGCGGCUUUACACUGGGGGGCCCAUUCCUGAUGUCCUCCAGCAGGCGCUGCUCCCAGUUGUGGAUUACGCUCACUGUUCGCAGAGUGACUGGUGGGGUCAGACAGUGAAACAAAACAUGGUCUGCGCUGGAGGAGACAUUCGCUCUGUGUGUAAUGGUGACUCUGGGGGACCCCUCAACUGUCAGGCGGCUGACGGCCGGUGGUAUGUCCAUGGGGUGACCAGCUUUGUGUCUGGCUAUGGGUGUAACACGCUCAAGAAGCCCAGUGUGUUCACUCGAGUGUCGGCUUUUAACUCGUGGAUCCAGCAAACAAUCAGGGAGAAUUCUGUGUUCCAGUAGAUCCUUCCCGGGAAUCUUCAGCUACAAAGCACCGGAAUCUCUUCUAUUGGUCUUGGUUCUGAUUCUCCUGCUGCAGAUCCAAUAAAUCCUCAGAGAUCCA